AUGGCACAAGGAGGCGCGCAGACGCGAAAGACGUCCAAGGUCAUGUCGAUCGCGCCUGCCGCAGGGGAUCCAGGCUCUGUCUAUUACCCACUGCGCCUGGACGAGGUGACGCAGCCUACACCUAAGGGAAAACAGGUAUUAUUGAAGAUGCACGCCGCGGGCAUCAACCACCGCGACCACUUCAUCCGCCAGAAUCUGUACCCGGACAUCGCGUUCGGGGUGCCCCUCUUCGCGGACGGGUGCGGCACGGUCGUCGCGCUGGGACCGGACGCCGAGACGGGGUGGCUGCACAAGAGGGUCGUCGUCUGUCCUGCGACCGGCUGGCACGCUGAUCCGUGGGGGCCGGAGGACAAAUUCAGCAUUCUCGGCGGCACGUCACGCAACCAGAACGGCACCCUGCAGGAGUACAUGGUCAUUGAGCAGGAUGCCCUCGAGCUGGCCCCGCCGCAUCUGAGCAACGUGGAGUGCGCGGCGCUACCCCUGACGAGUCUGACUGCGUGGAGGGCCGUCAUGACGAAAUGCGCACAGCACGUCGGCCCGGGCAGGAAGGUCCUGGUCACGGGAAUCGGCGGCGGCGUCGCGCUGAUGGCUCUAGAGUUUGCGCGCGCAGUGGGCGCUGAGGUGUUUGUUAGCAGUGGAAGUCUCGAGAAGAUUGAGGCUGCGAAGCAGAGAGGCGCGGUGGGUGGCGUCAGCUACAAACACGCCGGUUGGGAGAAGGAGUUGUUGAAACUGACGGGGGGAGUGAGACUGGACGCCGUCAUUGACGGUGCUGGAGGAGAUAUUGUCGACAGCGCGGUCAAGAUCUUAAAGCCAGGAGGAGUACUCGUCGUCUAUGGCAUGACUCUGGGGCCCAAGAUAUCGUUCCCCAUGUCCGCCGUGCUGAGGAAUAUGGAAAUCAGAGGCACCACGGUCGGGUCGAGGAGGGAGUUUGAGGAGAUGAUGCGGGUUGUCAGGGAGAAGCACCUCAGGCCGGUCAUUUCCAAGGUGGUCAAGGGCCUUGAGUUGGAGCGUGUCGAAGAGUUGUUUCACGAUGUGAAGACGGGGGCGCACUUUGGCAAACUGGUCGUUUCGUUUGAUAACAAGGAGGAUCCGAGAUCUAGACUCUGA
Molecule: messenger RNA, 1107 nt
Organism: Fonsecaea nubica
Lineage: Eukaryota; Fungi; Ascomycota; Eurotiomycetes; Chaetothyriales; Herpotrichiellaceae
Exons: 2
Coding region: 1-1107 (368 amino acids)
Molecular function (GO): oxidoreductase activity
Source: RefSeq, a predicted model, not a curated record